Spea bombifrons (plains spadefoot toad) is the source of this 838-nucleotide messenger RNA. RefSeq names its product chromosome 1 C9orf85 homolog (gene C1H9orf85). Bases 35 to 493 code for a protein of 152 amino acids. The transcript is spliced from 4 exons. The record is from RefSeq and is a predicted model, not a curated record. NCBI's taxonomy places the organism in Eukaryota, Metazoa, Chordata, Amphibia, Anura, Pelobatidae.
GUUACGGGUGCCGGCGAGGAUCAGGCCCUUCAAAAUGAGUUCCCAGAGAGGAAACGUGCACCGAUCGAGGCCCCAAAAACACCGAAACGCGAUUGUCUUCAAAAACGAUAAACAUGAUUGUAGUUCGCGGACUAAGAUGUUAAACUCCAAGUCACAUGAUGGCGUUUGUCAGCAUUGCAAAGAUGUGCUAGAAUGGCGAGUAAAAUUCAGCAAGUACAAGCCUCUCACACAGCCUAAGAAAUGUGUGAAAUGUUUACAGAAGACGGUGAAAGAUGCGUAUCAUAUAAUAUGUAAGCCUUGUGCCAUUCAGCUGGAACUUUGCGCUAAAUGUGGGAAAAAAGAAGACAUUGUUGUGCCAAUUGUAAAAGAACCACAGGCUGCAGAUAAUGACAGUACAGCUAGCAAAAAGGAGAAUGAAAUGGGGGAUGAGGAAGAGGAGGACGACUUGGAUUGUGGCCUGAAUUUAAAUUCUUCAGAUGAUGACUUUUCAUAAGAAAAGAAAAAGAUCACAUUAAACUAACACCAACUCUUCAGCAGUUUUUACCUAGUGUACAUACAAUGACAAAAGUAUCUUUUUCUUAGUAGAAUACAAUAAAAACUAUUUUCUAUAAAGUUUUAAUUUUGUGUAUUUAAAGUGACCCUGAAGGUACUGUUUUAAUUUCAUCCUUGAAACCUAUUGGCAACAAUACUCAUUUUUCCUGUUAUGUCACUCACUCGAAAGCCAUUGGACACAAGCAACAUAACUUUAAGGACAACAUUUAAAGUUUGUUUGAUUUCUCUGUAUUGUCUUUGGGGUUAAGCAAAUAAAGCAAAACUGUGGUUGUGCACCAAACUGAAA